This is a messenger RNA of Penicilliopsis zonata CBS 506.65, 1115 nucleotides long. RefSeq lists its product as hypothetical. The transcript has a single exon. The record is from RefSeq and is a predicted model, not a curated record. Gene Ontology annotation, molecular function: monooxygenase activity; iron ion binding; heme binding. The coding region runs from base 33 to 1103 and encodes 356 amino acids. Lineage: Eukaryota; Fungi; Ascomycota; Eurotiomycetes; Eurotiales; Aspergillaceae.
GGUAUCUGUCGCAGGGGAUGAACCCGGCCUUCAUGCCGUACGGGGAGCGUUGGCGCGUCCACCGCCGGGUGUACAUGCAGUUGUUGAACGCCCAGGCUGCGGGCAUGUAUCGCCGCGUCCAAGAUAUGCGCAGUCGCCAGUUGGUGGUCGAGAUGUUGUCGACCGAUGACUUUUCCGCCAGCGUGUAUCGGUAUACCUCUGACGUGAUGGCGGAGCUGGUCUACGGGCAAAGAGAGAACAAUAAGAUCCAAAGUCAGCUGGAUCAGAUCAACGAGCGGGCCAUGUUCAUCCUGAAGAACGCCGCCUUCCACACGACGAUCCUCGAUCUGUUCCCUGCGCUGGACUAUCUGCCCGCCAAACGAUUCAUGCUCUGGCGAACACAGGCGGCCCAUCUGCACGAGCAGACAAAAGAGGUAUACGUCGAGUGUGCGGCGACAGCAUUGGAGUCACCCGUCUGGAACUGGACCAAGGAGGUUCGCCACGAUCACCAUGCCCGGUUCGAACUGGAAAAGAUCUCCUGGGAAGAGGUGUGUUAUUCAAUCGGGGAGCUGUACGUGGCCGGCAUCCACACCACAAAGAUGGUGCUGGAAAACUUCAUCACCGCAUGUGUCGCGUAUCCACAGACGGCCGACAAGGCACAAAAGGAGCUGGAUAGCGUCGUGGGCAGCAGCAGACUGCCUCGGUUUGAGGACCGAGAGCGGCUCCCCUAUCUCAAUGCCUUUCUGAUGGAACUCAUGCGCUGGAAGCCCAUCUCGCCCAUUGGAGUGCCGCACGCCCUGGUGCACGACGAUGAAUAUAUGGGAUUCAAUCUGCCGCGCAACGCCACGGUCAUUGCCAACCAGUGGGGGUUCAACAUGGACCAGGAGGUGUUUGUUUCGCCAGAGGAAUUCAAUCCUGAACGAUACGCUGAACACGGUUCCGACACAGGCGAGAGACUGCCGGGCUUUGGCUUUGGGCGCAGAGCGUGUCCAGGAUAUCAUUUAGCCAGCCAGUCUCUCUUCAUUGUCAUCGCGCGCAUGUUGUGGGCGUUUUCUAUCGACUCAUUUACACCCAGAAUCAGCAAUAUAGAAGUAUUGAUCAGACAACCAGCACUACAGAAAUAGACUCGAGAAUAG